AUGGAUAUCAACGAGAGCCUCCAGUGGCCUUCCGGAUGCGAUCUUUCCUUUUCUCAGCUUUCACAAGAGCCUUCCAACUAUCAAAUGACACAGCAGUACACCCCAGACUCCAGCGCCCUUUACAAUUACACUGCUCAGCGGCUUCCCUACAGAUCUUCAUACAACAUGACAUACUCUCCCACAAGCACUGAGUCUAGCUGUCCUCGUACCUACACUGGCCUUGAUCUAGUUGGCUCCGUAGGAAGCAUGAACGAAGCGUAUCCACCUUCUGCGUAUCUCCUCGAACCUCAAAAAUCUCAAGACAUGCUGGACGUAUCAUCUCACUUCGCCCCUGGAUCUAUGUGUCAGUUCAAGGACGAUUUCGAAGGCCAAUGUCUACCCGUGAUGAAGUCCGCAGAUUCCAACUAUGGUCAUUCCCGAUUCGAUUCAGAUAUCGGUAUGCCAAACAGCAUUCCUACGCCAGAGCCUCAGGUGACUCCAAUCGAUAUCUGUAAAAGCGAAACACCUCACGAAGAUGCAAACGUGGACAAGGAGCAGCCGUAUGCCCAGCUUAUCUACCGCGCCCUCAUGGAGCAAGAGGGUCACACGAUGGUCCUUAGAGACAUCUACAAUUGGUUCAAACGCAACACAGACAAGGCUACCGACAAAGAAACCAAGGGAUGGCAAAACAGUAUACGUCACAACCUUUCGAUGAACGGGGCAUUCGAGAAGGUCGAUCAGCCGGUUGGAGAUGCCAUCACCCGGGAAGAAGCCAAGAAAGGCUUCAUGUGGAGGCUCACGGAUAGCGCAAUUCGUGAAGGGGUCAAAAGCACUACCAGAUACAGAAGUAAGCUACCGAACAAACGAGGCUGCAGAUCGCAAAAUCCUGCGCCACAGCGGCAAGCAUCUGGAGCGAAGGGUGGCCAAGCUGCGAGGAAAGCUGCGCGUCUGAGACGAUCAGAAAGACUGAGAGACACCCGCAGCGUACCGAUGCACAAAGGCGACACGUAUCCAUCAAGGCCCGGACCAUCAUACACUCCAUUCGAUAAUUUUACCCCUUCUGAUCUUGCCACGGGGUACCCGGCAUCGCCAUACUACUGCCAUUCCGAGAUGGACUUCGGCACUCCCAUCAAGCAAGAGGCCUUGCCAUCAUCGUUUGGGCAAAAUCUGGACAUUCUAUCGGGACAAACGUAUCCAGACUCACCGCAAGGGCUCUGUUCCGACAUGCAUUACCUUCUCCCGUACUCGCCGGAGGAACCCUUGUUCUACGGUAGCGGAUCGGAAUCUGGGAGUGAACCAAUGACACCACCGUCACAGGACUACUGCGCUAUGGACACGUCGAUGCCACAGGAGCCCGCAUGCUAUACGGAGGCUGGCGAGAUCUAUUGA
This is a messenger RNA of Mytilinidion resinicola, 1368 nucleotides long. RefSeq lists its product as uncharacterized. Gene Ontology annotation, biological process: regulation of transcription by RNA polymerase II. The transcript has 2 exons. Lineage: Eukaryota; Fungi; Ascomycota; Dothideomycetes; Mytilinidiales; Mytilinidiaceae. Gene Ontology annotation, molecular function: DNA-binding transcription factor activity, RNA polymerase II-specific; RNA polymerase II cis-regulatory region sequence-specific DNA binding. The coding region runs from base 1 to 1368 and encodes 455 amino acids. The record is from RefSeq and is a predicted model, not a curated record.